AAUAUUCCCUAUCACCUGUGGCUCUCCUGAAAGCAUCAACCAAAAAAAACUAGUGAGGUCACUCAGACUGCUAACCCAUUUCCCUUUCGGAAAAGGUGACUUUCUUUCAGAACUCGGAAAAGUGAUGGUAGCCAUGAGAAGCAGUGUAAUCAGAUCAGUUAAUUCAGUUUUCCCUUAUUUAUUUAUUUCUCUUGAGUAAUGUGCUGUUUUAAUGCGGGGGUUGGGGCUCUGCUGAGAACCUUGAGUAAGAGAAUUUACUUUCCCUCAAGGUGAGCUGCUGCCUGGUGUCCCUGCUCGCUAUCUCACGUCUAGCGGCUGUCACUAUUUAUUAUUUCAUCCGUCCGUUUUUCCCGUAAGUGCUCAUCUAGGGCAGGGUCAUGGUGAGCUUGGAUACUAUCCUGGCAAGCACAGCGCACAAGAACAUGCUGGACAGGUGUCAGCGUAUCACAGGAGAUGCGUUCACACCUAUUAAUGAACUGGUGGGUAUAGAGAGAGUCCGUUGACUGAGGGUUGGUGUUUGGAGCUCUGCGCAUGGAGUUUGCAUGUGGUCUUUGUGCUUACGUCGGUUUUUUCUCUCUUAGUUGCUUGUGGUAUGAGAUUGUGUGUGUGACCUGAGUUUGACCUGAAUCCCAUCUAGGGUGUGUUGUGUCUGUGCUGUCUGCAGUUCACUCACUCUGACCCUAUACUGCAGUGGGUCCCAAUCCGGUCCUUGGGGACCCGCAGACAAUGUAUGUUUUUACCGGAAGCUGGGCGAGAGCAAAAAUGUGGACUGUCUGGUAGGGGACUCGGAGGGCACACAAACGUGGACCUACUGUGGCUCCCCGUGGACUGGAUUGGGAGUCGCUGCUAUAUUGGAGGGGGGUGAUGGAGAACUGUGUGUUUUAAUUGCUACACUUUUCAUUGAAACAUGCGCUGAUGGUUUUCCUUGGCUUUUUAAACAUAUAAUCUUCUGUCGAUAAUACUCAAAUGGCAACAUUGUUUCAGGGCUAUAGUGGUUGCUCUUGUACUGUUAUGCAGAAUUUCUACUGUUUUGAAGAGUGUUGUGUUUAUUUGAUCUAAGCAAAUUCUAGUGAAAGAAUCGAAUGUGUCAGCAUGCUGUGAAUCGUAUAUGUUAUCUAUUGUUAUGUAUUAUAUCGUUAAGUUAAAAUCAAAUGUACAGUGCUAGUGACAGGGUGGAUCCUUAUAGUAGCCGUUUUUGUGGCCCUUUGGAAAGAGAGUAAAAACCGGCCUCAUCUGUAGGUCAGCAGACUGGCACAGCUGUUUAAAACUUUAGUGUUGGGGGCAGUGGGGGGGGGUACUGGAAUUCGUGCGUGCUUUUUAAAAAUGGGAAGUAUUCUGGAAAUGGCAAUGAAGAGACAAAAAUCUGUAGCAACAUGGAAUUACAAACAUCAGCAAACCUCAGUAUUCCUGGAACAUUUCAUAAAAAAAAUUUGAUUAUACGCAAUGGGGGUGAGCUUCCGGCAUUUUUUUUUAUUGAUUUCAAGUUUUUUCUCUUCCUGAUUUUGAAAAAAGAAAAUAGAAACAGGUUUGGGAUACAUGGAGCCACUUUCCUGUGAGAUGACAGCAUGCUGCUGUCGUGUUAAAGCGCUGUGCGUGUUUUUGACAUAUGCCCAUCCAGUCAGUAAUGCACACCGUCACCUGUAUUUGCGCAGCCUAACCGCAAAGGCUGCGCAGUCAGCCUUUGUCUCCCGCCCCCAAGCCAAGCCCCUGGGGAUUUCAUACAAAUGAGACCACACCGAUCUGAUGGAAGCACCACUGACGGAUAAUAAAUCCAGUGUUUGCCAUUUGCACAAGUAGGAGUACAUGUACCUUGGGAUUCUUCUCUUCACUGAGCCACACUAUCCAUAGUUUGGGGCUCAUGGCACAGAGUCAGUUAACGUGCCACACCCCUGGAGCAGGGGGUUAAAGGUCUUCCUCACGGACCUACAGACAUGUGACUGUUCUGCCGAGGCUGAGAUUAAAUCGACACACUUCCAAGCACGGGCGCGGAGACUUGGCCUGCUCGGCUGCUCGUCACCCGUCGUGUGUGAUGUUCCCGUCUCCGGUAGUGGUGCCGUUGAUGCCCCAGCUCCAGUCUGUCCAGGUUGUCCCUCCUUGGAUGUUUUGAUUGCACCGCUCACCUGGACGGCCAGGUGAAAUGCCUCUUUAACUCCACAGUGGAUACAGAUGACCGUUUGCUAUGCCACCUGGGAUGGUCCUGUUCUCUACCCUCGCUGCUUCAGUGCUGCUGUCUCUUCUCCGGGGUGAGGGAAACGUGCAGGCUGUCGAGGACUACCCCUCCUUCUCCCAUGGCGGCGCCGUUUUCGAACACCUGGCCUUGCACCCCGACCCGGCGGUGGGCCGGGUGUAUGUGGGCGGCAAGGACCGCCUCUUUCAGCUGAGCAAGGCGCUGGUGCUGGAAGCGGACGCGGAGACGGGGCCCGUGAAUGACAGCAGGGAGUGCCUCCCGCCCAUCCUGGAGAGUAGCUGCCCCCAGGCCCGGAGCAGCAACAACCACAACAAGCUCCUGCUGGUGGACCCUUACAGCCAAGAGCUGAUCAGCUGUGGCAGCGUCUACCAGGGCAUCUGCCAGAAGAGGAACCUCGAGUACAUCAGAGAAGUGUUGUUCUCCACCGAGAGGCCUGUGGACACCCAGUACGUGGCGGCCAAUGACCCCAACGUCACCACCGUGGGCCUGGUGGUGCAGCUGCGGAGCAGCCAGCCGGUGCUGUUCGUGGGCCGGGGCUACACCGGCAGCCACCCACCCAUCUCCACCCGCAACCUGGCCUCCGCACCGGUGUUCUCCUACGAGGAGACGGCCAAGCUGGCGGUGGCCGGCCGGCUCCCCGAGUACGACCACCACUUCGUCACGGCCUUCUCCCGCCAUUCCCACGUCUACUUCUUGUUCUACCGGCGUGACCUCAAGUCCUCAUCGCGGGAAUACAAGACGUAUGUGUCGCGUGUCUGCCUGGACGACGCCGCCUACUACUCCUACGUGGAGCUACCCCUGGUGUGCAACUCAUCCGUAGGCAAGAGGUACAACCUGCUCCAGGCGGCACGAGUGGGGCUCCCUGGGACGCGGGGAGGCGGAGCCGGAGACAAGGAAGUGCUGCUGGGCGUGUUCGCCACGCGAGCGGCGUCCUCCAACCUGCCGAGCGAGGAUUCGGCGCUGUGCGUCUUCGACCUGGAGAAGCUGGACCGGAAGAUCAAUUCCACCCGUGACCUGUGCUACACCCGAGACGGGGGGGAGGGGGCAGCUUACAUCGAGUACGAAGUCAAAUCCAACUGCGCCACUCUGCCCGCGGUGAGCCGACACCCCCUCCGACCGGCACUCUCCCGACACAGCUGCUCAUUCUACAGGCAGCAAAGCUAAU
Molecule: messenger RNA, 3353 nt
Organism: Paramormyrops kingsleyae
Lineage: Eukaryota; Metazoa; Chordata; Actinopteri; Osteoglossiformes; Mormyridae
Source: RefSeq, a predicted model, not a curated record